UGUGUCGCUGCUUCGCUUGGUGAAAUCACCAGUGUCUACCCUACUGCCGGAGGUACUUACCGACUCUCCCUUGCCCGUCAUGCCCGCCUUGCGGCGCCCGAACCGGUCCCGAUAUAAAUCCUGGCUCGCUCCGGCGUGCCUCUGCCGGGCUCGACGCUGACUGUUGGAAACAGGUGUUUACUACCAGGCCUUCAUGCUUGCCUCCCCCCAGUACCGCCGUGUGGCCAGUUGGAUUUGCGGCUGGCUCUACGUUGUGGGGAACAUUACCAUCACUCUCGCCGUGAACUUUGGAACUGCCCUCUUCUUCGUUGCAUGCAUCAACGUUUUCGAGUCGGCGCCUGGUGUCGGCGUCCUCACCGGCGAUCCGUACCAGGUGUUCCUCAUCUUUCUGGGCCUGACUCUCCUCUGCAACGCGGUGUCCUCGCUCGGCAACAAGUGGCUUCCCCUGCUUGAUACCGCCGCCAUCUUCUGGACCUUUGCUGGUCUGUUGGCCAUUAUUAUUGCCAUCCUCGUUGUCGCCAAGAACGGCCGCCAUGACGCUGCGUACGUCUUCACGCACUUCGAAGCCAACUCGGGAUGGACCCCUGGGUGGUCUUUCAUGGUCGGUCUGCUCCACGCCGGAUACGCCACUUCGUCCACCGGCAUGGUUAUCUCCAUGUGCGAGGAAGUAAAGAAGCCCGCGACCCAGGUCCCUAAGGCGCUCGUCCUGACCGUCAUCCUCAACACUGUGGCCGGCCUGCUUUUCCUCAUCCCUAUCGUCUUCGUUCUCCCGGACAUCACCUACCUCAUCAGCUUGGCCAACGGCCAGCCGGUUCCGGCCAUCGUCAAGGACGCCAUGGGCACCUCGGGCGGCGCCUUUGGGCUUCUCCUCCCGCUCAUGGUUCUCGCCAUCCUUUGCGGCAUCGGCUGCACCACCGCUGCAUCCCGGUGCACCUGGGCCUUCGCCCGUGAUGGUGCCAUUCCCGGUUCCCGUUGGUGGAAGGAGGUCCACCCCAAGCUGGACGUGCCUCUGAACGCCAUGAUGCUCAGCAUGGCUAUCCAGAUCAUCCUCGGCCUUAUCUACUUCGGUUCCAGCGCGGCCUUCAACGCCUUUUCUGGUGUUGGCGUCAUCUCUCUCACCGCCUCGUACGCCAUGCCCAUCGCCAUCAGCCUCUUUGACGGCCGCAGCCACUUGAUUGGAAGCCCCUUCAACCUGGGCAAGUUUGGUGUCGCUGCCAACGUCAUUGCUCUCGCUUGGUCCGCCCUCGCUAUGCCUCUGUUCUGCAUGCCUGUGUUCGUUCCCGUCACCGCCGCGACGGUAAACUACGCCCCCGCCGUAUUUGUCGCCGCUUGCCUCAUCUCUGGUGGAUGGUACAUCGCCUGGGGCAAGAAGAACUACGCCGGCCCCCCUACCCAGGGGGACGCUGCAUUUUAAGCUCUCCCGCUCGCACAAAGACGCCCGAAGAAGCCUGCUACACCACAUUGCUCUCAAAGGGCUGGAAUGCCCUUGAGCUGUUCAGCUUCCCUCGGACUAGACUCAUUCGGAGUAUCAGCAAGAAUUCAACAUAGACGUAC
Colletotrichum navitas is the source of this 1554-nucleotide messenger RNA. RefSeq names its product amino acid permease. Gene Ontology annotation, cellular component: membrane. The transcript is spliced from 4 exons. Gene Ontology annotation, biological process: transmembrane transport. The record is from RefSeq and is a predicted model, not a curated record. Lineage: Eukaryota; Fungi; Ascomycota; Sordariomycetes; Glomerellales; Glomerellaceae. The coding region runs from base 194 to 1414 and encodes 406 amino acids. Gene Ontology annotation, molecular function: transmembrane transporter activity.